Messenger RNA from Lottia gigantea (owl limpet), 528 nucleotides. RefSeq lists its product as hypothetical. The transcript has a single exon. Gene Ontology annotation, biological process: immune response; toll-like receptor signaling pathway. Gene Ontology annotation, molecular function: transmembrane signaling receptor activity. The coding region runs from base 1 to 528 and encodes 175 amino acids. The record is from RefSeq and is a predicted model, not a curated record. Lineage: Eukaryota; Metazoa; Mollusca; Gastropoda; Lottiidae. Gene Ontology annotation, cellular component: membrane.
AUGUAUAAAUAUCGAUGGAAAUUAAGAUAUGUAUAUUAUUUAACAAGAAGUAAAUUCCGUGGCUAUUCAGCUAUUGGUGGAGCAGCUCAAAACCGUUUUGAUUUCGAUGCCUUUGUAUCUUAUGCUGAUGAAGAUAGACGUGUUGUUGUUAAUGAUAUGAUAACUAAGCUGGAAGAGCAACAAGGGAAACAACUCUGUAUUCAUCAUAGAGAUUUUCUGGUUGGAGAAGAAAUUGCAGCUAAUAUUUUAAAUGCUGUAAGAAAUAGUAAGAAAACAGUGAUUAUUUUAUCCAGUAAUUUUAUAGCUAGUUAUUGGUGUAAUUAUGAAUUAAAUAUGGCUCACAUGGAAAGUCUCGAGACAGGAAGAAAUGUUAUAAUUUUAGUUGUUUAUGAACAUGUUAGAAUGAAAGAUAUACCAGAUAUUCUUCAAAACUUUAUGAAAAACAAUUCUUAUAUAGAAUAUACUGAUGAUCCUCAAGGAAAUAUUAUUUUCUGGGAUCAGUUAAUUACUGCCAUUAAUUCUGAAUAA